AUGGAGUUUCUAUCAACAGUCACCAGUAGCAGACCCCGCGUGGGCUUCGACAAGCACAGCGUAGACCGGUUGGAGAAGCUGUUCCGAGCUACAGUGGGAGAUGAGAAAGAGAUCACCAGAGAACAGUUCCAGAAAAUAGUUGUGUCCAAAAAUCCCUUUUUCACGGAGCGAGUGUUCCAAAUCUUCGAUGAAGAUGACUCCGGUGCCAUCUCCCUCCAGGAGUUCAUUGCAGCCGUCCAUCAGUUCGCUGGACAGACGCCCGAGGACAAGAUACGAUUCCUGUUCAAGGUUUAUGAUUUGGAUGGUGAUGGCCUGAUCCAGCACCGUGAGCUGCAGCACGUGAUGCGAGCCUGCAUGGAGGAGAACGGCAUGCAGUUCAGUGACGACCAGCUGCUGGAGCUCACCACCGCCAUGUUCGACGACGCUGACACUGAGCGCCGCGGUGCCAUCACUUACGAUGCCUUGAAGAAGCAGCUUGAGAGUCACGAUGGAUUGCUGGAGAAUCUGUCUAUCAGCAUAGACCGUUGGCUAGUCCCUCCGAAGCAGGACCCGCAGCCAGUCUCCUUCAAACAGCGCCUGUCCAGACUGAAGCCCUACCAGCUGUCGCGGCCCUACUUCAAGAACAACUACGUAUUCCUCACGUAUUUGGGUCUGUUCACUCUUGUAAAUGUGGGACUCUUCGUCGCUCGCUGCGUGGAGUACCGCAAGGCAAACGGAUUUGUUAUAUUAGCCAGAGCUUGUGGUCAAUGUCUAAACUUCACGUGUUCCUGGGUGCUGGUCCUAAUGCUGCGACACUGCCUCACGGAGCUCCGAGUCCGUGGGUUCAGCUCGUACCUGCCCCUGGACCACCACAUCUACCUGCACAAACUGACCGGCGUGCUCAUUGCUGUGUACAGCCUCGUGCACACGCUGAUGCAUCUUUGUAACUUUAGUAUAAUCGUAGUAAACGACCCAGUCUUGAAUAAAGCUAACUACACACUCUCGGAAUGGUUGCUGACGGAGAAGCCGGGUCUGUUCGGUCUGGUGCCGGGCUGUGCCAACCCCACCGGUGUAGCCCUCGCCGUUAUACUGUUCGUCAUGUUCAUCUGCAGCCAGCCUUUUAUUAGACGGGGCGGGAGUUUCGAGAUAUUCUACUGGUCCCACCUGCUGUACGUGCCGUUCUGGCUGCUGCUGCUGGUGCACGCGCCCAACUUCUGGAAGUGGUUCGUGCUGCCCGGCACCGUCUACGUGGCCGAGAGGAUCAUGAGGCUGGCUUGGAUGAGAUCAGAGCGCGGCAAGACCUACAUAUCAUCAGGCAUCCUGCUCCCAUCACGCGUGACCCACCUGGUGGUGAAGCGACCCCCACUCUUCCACUUCCACGCUGGAGACUACGUGUUUGUGAACAUCCCUGCUAUAGCUACCUAUGAGUGGCAUCCUUUUACCAUCAGCAGUGCUCCUGAACAGGAAGAAUAUAUCUGGCUACACAUCCGUGGCGUUGGAGAAUGGACCAACCGAUUGUACUCCUACUUCGAGAGAGAACAAGCCAGGUUACACGGGGAAGAACUGCCGGCAAUUGAAAAUGGACAUCAGCAGCUAGCUCGUUCAAUAUCCAGCCAAAGUAAGAAGAGCCGUAAGGGUUCAGUAGCUAGCACUAAGAAGAGGUCUGUGGACUUCUCCCCCAAGUGCUUCACCAAUGAUGCUUAUGUUGCAGAGGAAGGCAAUGGAGACGUCAAACAAAAUGAUGCACCGUCACCAACAAAGAUAUCGUAUCACCCCUCACUACUGCUGGCUCCGCCUCGCACUCUAGAGAAGUCUCGCUCCAUGCCCGACGUACAGAAGAAUUUGAAGAAACGACAGCGCUUAAUAGCUCUUCGCGACUUCAUGCGUUCAGAGUCAGAAAGCAAGUUGGACGAGGGCUCCAUGCUGAGCGCUCGCAGGACCUUCGGGCUAGCCAGCAAGAUACCGCAGAACAAAUCCUUAGUACACAGCUUCAGGUACAUGAGGACCAAGCCUACGAUCAUCGCCUUCAAGACUCCUAGCUUUGAGGAGAGGAGGAGGAGUAAUGAUAGCAUUUUGACUCUUGCUCGUCGUCGUCUAUCAAAGAGCUUGUCUCCAGAUAGAGACGUUGAAUGUCAGCCAGAGAAGAUCGUAGAGUGUGAGAAUGAUGGUUCAGAGGCUACUGAUGAUUUCGAAGCCAACUAUCCUAUUGGAAAACCUCUGGAGAUCUACCUCGACGGUCCAUACGGCGCAGCCUCCUCACACAUCUUCCUGGCCCAGCACGCAGCUCUCGUGGCGGCCGGCAUUGGGGUCACUCCCUUCGCGUCCAUACUGCAAGCUGUGAUGUACCGCUACUGGAGUGCCAGGCAGGACUGUCCUAAGUGUGGGCAUACGUGGGCGUCUGAUAUGCCCCGACAUAAUAUGAAUUUAAAGAAGGUGGAUUUCUUCUGGAUAAACCGUGAGCAGCGUUCAUUCGAGUGGUUCGUAUCGCUGCUGUCUCAAUUGGAGAUAGAACAGGCAGAGCUGGGUGGAGCUAUGGAACGGUUUCUGGAGAUGCACAUGUAUAUCACCAGCGCGUUACAGAAGUCAGAUAUGAAGGCCGUUGGACUGCAGUUAGCUUUGGAUCUUUUGCAUGAGAAGGAGAAACGUGACUUAAUAACAGGUUUGAAGACCAGAACGAACGCGGGUCGUCCGAACUGGGAUAAAGUGUUCAAACAACUGCAGGAACAGAACAAAGGGAAGGUCACAGUCUUCUACUGCGGACCUCCACAGCUCGCCAAGAUACUCAGGGUCAAAUGUGACCAGUUUGGAUUUGGAUUCAGAAAAGAAGUCUUUUAG
Messenger RNA from Spodoptera littoralis (African cotton leafworm), 2814 nucleotides. The record is from the annotation of a GenBank genome assembly. Lineage: Eukaryota; Metazoa; Arthropoda; Insecta; Lepidoptera; Noctuidae.